AGCGCGAUUCGGUCAGUGAAGAUGGCGUUGGUUUGAGAGCUCAAACGCGCCGCUUGUUUCUCCUCAAAAAACACAGAGGAGCUCGAUUUAACAUAGAUUUAUAGCCUUUCCGCGACUGUUUCCGGUAUCGUAUUGCUCAAAGACGCCUGAAUGUUCUGUAGUUACCACUGUAGGAGGGUUACAGCGACCUCACGUAAAGGUGUGACCGUUUUUUUGAAAGAAGAAACAGAGGGGCGGGUUUGAAGGCUAGCUCUGUUAGCUUCCUGCAUUAGAGCUAACGGACGGCUAGCCAGCUCUGUUUAUCCUCCUAUAUUCUCCUGAAAUCAGCACCGGGCCGCUAUUUUUCAGCUUGUAUCUGAUUUCGGGAGGGAUAUUAGAUGCCAAGUUGGCCGACCGGGUUCACGGUUUUUGGUUGUUUUCUCGCUGAGCCGUCGCGCCUCGCCACCGGCACCUGAUGAACUCGAGUCCGCUGCCCAACGGUAAACAGAUGUCGGACAACCAGAGCUGGAACUCCUCGGGCUCUGAGGAGGACCUGGAGGCUGAUCCCGGACCGCACGGAGGGGUGGCCGAGUUCAGUGGAGUCCUCAGCAAGUGGACUAACUACAUCCAUGGCUGGCAGGACCGAUGGGUUGUCCUCAAGAACAACACUCUGAGCUACUACAAGUCUCAGGAUGAGAGGGAGUACGGGUGCAGGGGCUCACUGUGCCUCAGCAAGGCCGUCAUCACGCCCCACGAGUUUGAUGAGUGCAGGCUGGAUAUCAGUGUUAACGACAGCGUGUGGUACCUGAGGGCUAUGGACCCUGAACACCGUAACCAGUGGAUCGACUCCAUCGAGCAGCACAGGGCCGAGUCUGGUUAUGGUUCUGAGUCCAGUUUGCGGAGACAUGGCUCCAUGCUGUCUCUCACCUCCGCUACCAGCGGCUACUCCGCCACCUCCACCUCCUCCUUUAAGAAGGGCCACAGUCUGCGGGAGAAGCUCGCUGAGAUGGAGACGUUCAGAGACAUCCUGUGCAGGCAGGUGGACACGCUGCAGAAGUACUUCGAUGCCUGUGCAGACGCCGUGUCCAAGGACGAGCUGCAGAGGGACAAAAUUGUGGAGGACGAUGAAGACGACUUCCCGACCACUCGUUCCGAUGGAGAGUUCCUGCACAACUACAACGGCAGCAGAGAGAAGCUGUUCCAGUCUCUGAGCACUAAGGGCAUCAAUGGGAUAGAUUUUAAAGGGGAGGCCAUCACCUUCAAGGCCACUACAGCAGGGAUCCUGGCCACGCUCUCUCACUGCAUCGACCUGAUGGUGAAGAGAGAGGACAGCUGGCAGAGGAGACUGGAUAAGGAGACGGAGAAAAGGAGGAGAGUGGAGGAGGCCUAUAAAACAGCAUUGUCCGAGCUGAAGAAGAAAUCUCAUUUCGGAGGCCCGGACUAUGAGGAGGGUCCAAACAGUCUUAUAAACGAGGAUGAGUUCUUUGAUGCUGUGGAGGCCGCUCUGGACCGACAGGAUAAAAUAGAGGAACAGACGGAGAAGUCUCGGAUACAGAGGCCCAGCCCCAUGCCUUCAGGAGACGCCUACUCCACUAUGGGCACCCACCGGUUCGCUGAGAAGUCUCCCUCUCCACCCUCCUCCCCUCUGUCCUGUGCUGUAGCCCUCAGCCCCCCUCUUCACCAUGAGCACAGGUUCAGUGCUGAGGUGGAGGAGAUGGUGCAGAGUCACAUGACGUACUCCCUUCAGGAUGUAGGCGGAGAUGCAAACUGGCAGCUGGUGGUGGAGGAGGGAGAGAUGAAGGUGUACAGGAGAGAGGUUGAGGAAAACGGUAUCGUGUUGGACCCUCUGAAAGCCACACACGCAGUGAAGGGAGUCACAGGUCACGAGGUCUGCCACUACUUCUGGGAUACAGACGUCCGCAAUGACUGGGAGACCACUGUUGAAAACUUCAACAUAGUGGAGACAUUAUCAGACAACGCCAUAAUCGUCUACCAGACCCACAAGAGGGUGUGGCCUGCGUCACAGAGAGACGUGCUGUAUUUGUCGGCAAUCCGUAAGAUCAUAGCCAACAAUGAGAAUGACCCUGACACAUGGAUUGUCUGCAACUUCUCUGUCGACCAUGACAACGCCCAGCCAAGCAGCAGGUGUGUCCGUGCCAAAAUCAACAUUGCCAUGAUCUGCCAGACGCUGGUCAGCCCACCAGAGGGCGACAAAGAGAUCAGCAGAGAUAACAUACUGUGCAGAAUCACAUACGUCGCCAAUGUGAACCCCGGUGGUUGGGCCCCUGCGUCUGUUCUCAGAGCCGUGGCCAAGAGAGAAUAUCCCAAAUUCUUGAAGCGUUUCACCUCCUACGUGCAGGAGAAAACUGCCGGCAAGCCCAUCCUCUUCUGAGCGCUCAGCCUGAGCGUACAGCAUCCCUCUCUACACUCCCAGCUACAGCACCCCCCGACACUGCAGCCCCUCUUCUCCAGACUGUUCAGAACCAUGGCUGCCACAAGAAGCAAACUACAUUACCCAUGAGUCAUUGCUGCAGUCCCUGCUGCAUGCCCUGUAGGCUUUAAAGCGGUCCUGUGGCUUUAACCCAUUCACUGCUCCUGUGCCCCUGUGCUAGCACUCACACAGAGAGGAGUACAGAGAUUGCCAAAUGUCAACAUUUGUUCUGAAUUUUCUGGCGCGCAUAUAUAUAUAUAUAUAUAUAUA
Colossoma macropomum (tambaqui) is the source of this 2680-nucleotide messenger RNA. Its product is annotated as ceramide transfer protein. Gene Ontology annotation, biological process: ER to Golgi ceramide transport. NCBI's taxonomy places the organism in Eukaryota, Metazoa, Chordata, Actinopteri, Characiformes, Serrasalmidae. The record is from RefSeq and is a predicted model, not a curated record. Gene Ontology annotation, cellular component: Golgi apparatus. Gene Ontology annotation, molecular function: phosphatidylinositol-4-phosphate binding. The transcript has 18 exons. Bases 455 to 2371 code for a protein of 638 amino acids.